This is a messenger RNA of Acanthoscelides obtectus, 2380 nucleotides long. NCBI's taxonomy places the organism in Eukaryota, Metazoa, Arthropoda, Insecta, Coleoptera, Chrysomelidae. The record is from the annotation of a GenBank genome assembly.
AGCAUUAUGGGAGGUAGAGGUAGUCCAACAUGACCCAUGCCGAGGGGGAGCAGCCCAGUGGGACUCACUUUUCCGCUUCAAGCACUUAGCAACAGGCCAUUACCUAGCUGCGGACGUAGACCGAGACCACUUGACAGAAGACAACAAAGGCGACGGAGAUUCCGAACCGCCGAGGUAUCACUUGGUACCCGUAGGUCUGCCUCACGAAAUAGCGACUUUAUUUGACCUAGAUCCAACCAGUUUGACCAGAGGCGAUUCUUUGGUACCCCAAUCGAGCUAUGUCCGUUUACAUCAUCUUUACACGAAUAGUUGGGUCCACUCUACAUCAGAAUCCAUAGAUAAGGAUGAGGAUAAGCCUGUUAUGUCAAAAGUUGGAUGUGCUGUCACGAAGGAAGAUAAAGAAGCUUUUGCGCUGAUAGCAGUUUCGCCCGUUGAAGUAAGAGAUCUGGAUUUCGCAAAUGAUGCCUGCAAGUUGUUGUCUUCGUUGUCUGUCAAACUGGAGCAAGGAACCAUUUCGCCAAAUGAGAGGAGAUCACUUACAACACUAUUGCAAGACAUUGUCUACUUUGUCGCGGAGCUAGAAAAUGAACAAAAUAAAACGGAAGCUUUAGAUCUGAUUGUUACUAAUCCUAAUCGUGACAGACAAAAACUUUUAAGAGAACAAGCCAUACUCAAACAGUUGUUUAAAAUUUUACAGGGACCAUUCAUGGACCACGAUGGAGAAGGCUCAUUCUUGAAAAUAGAAGAAUUAAACGAUCCUAGACAUGCUCCUUACAAAUACAUAUUUAGGCUUUGCUACAGAAUUUUGAGGUUAAGCCAGCACGACUAUCGAAAAAACCAAGAAUACAUCGCUAAACACUUUGGAUUCAUGCAAAAACAAAUAGGCUAUGACAUAUUAGCAGAAGAUACUAUCACAGCUCUCUUACAUAACAACAGGAAACUGUUAGAGAAACAUAUUACUCCUACAGAAAUAGAAACGUUCGUAGGUCUAGUCAGAAAGAAUAUGAAAAGUUGCGAAUCUCGUUUUUUAGAUUACCUUUCAGAUCUAUGUAUCUCGAAUAAAAAGGCAAUACCUGUAACACAAGAGUUGAUUUGCAAAAGCGUGCUGAGUCAGAAAAAUUCAGAUAUACUCAUUGAAACUCGAAUGCGGAAAACUCAGAUUGAGCUGCAAGAAGUUACUGACAAUCACGCCACAGACAACGAGGAUGAGUUGGAAGCUAUGAUAACAGUAGUGGAAGAGUGUCAAGUAGUGCUGCUCUAUAACAACAGACAAAAAUCCGUACUUUUGGUAGACCUUUGCAAAAACGCCAAACUAGGCAUCAAGGAAGACCAAUCUAUCUUGGAUUAUUAUAGACAUCAACUCGAUCUAUUUUCUAACAUGUGCUUGAACAGGCAGUAUCUUGCCUUAAACAAUUUGUCUCCGCAUUUAGACGUCGAACUGAUUUUGAAAUGUAUGUCAGAUGAAAACGUUAGUUUUGAUCUGAGGGCAUCGUUCUGUAGACUGAUGUUACAUCUGCAUGUUGACAGGGAUCCACAGGAACCUGUCACUCCUGUUAAAUAUGCCAGGCUGUGGUCGGAAAUACCGUCGCAGAUGACAAUAAAUGAUUAUGAUUGCAACAAGACUCCAAAUCCUGCAAAAGAAGCUGUACGUGCCAAAUUUGCCUCGACUAUAUCAUUUGUGGGGGGAUACUUAUGCAAUGUUGUUGCCAAAAUGUGGUCCUUUGCAGAUCAAGAACAGAACAAACUGACAUUCGAGGUUGUUAAAUUAGCUAGAGAGUUAGUGUACUUUGGUUUUUAUAACUUUUCUGACUUGUUGAAACUAACAAAAACCUUACUUAGCAUCUUGGAUUGUGCUUCUGAGACUGGGGGCGGCGUUCUACGUAGUAUAGGAGACAUGGGGGCUGUGAUGACGUCAUUAACUUUAGGUUCAGUGGGCAAAAAUGGAGUUACAGCAAAUUCUGCAGCAUCAAAAUCGAUAAAAGAAUAUCCUCUGGUUAUGGAUACCAAACUAAAAAUCAUCGAAAUUUUGCAGUUCAUACUGGACGUGCGUUUGGACUACCGCAUCAGCUGCCUGUUGAGUAUUUUCAAACAAGAAUUUGACGAGUCGGAAAAACUCAAUAAUGGCAAUCUGAAUUUGGGUCAAAAAAACAUCGAUUUAGAAAGUAUAGCUAGUCGGGCUGAGGCAAUUUUUGGCAAUAGCGCAGAGUGCGCUGUGUUAGACUUGGAUGGGCAUGGAGGUAGGACUUUUCUAAGGGUUCUCUUGCACUUGACUAUGCACGAUUACCCAUCGCUAGUGUCUGGGGCUUUACACCUGCUUUUCAGACAUUUCAGUCAAAGACAGGAAGUCUUACAGGCAAGUACAGCUUCUAGUGUCAGAUAG